Microplitis demolitor is the source of this 2670-nucleotide messenger RNA. Its product is annotated as mucin-5AC. NCBI's taxonomy places the organism in Eukaryota, Metazoa, Arthropoda, Insecta, Hymenoptera, Braconidae. The record is from RefSeq and is a predicted model, not a curated record. The transcript is spliced from 3 exons. Bases 67 to 2592 code for a protein of 841 amino acids.
GUUUGAAAGUAGGCCUCAGUCGUACAGUCAGUUGUUGACUACUUCUCCAGACGAUUGGACAGAGCAAUGAUAUUACUAAUGAUUUUGAUAAGCGUUUUCGGCCUAGUCCGAUGCCUGGACCAACUGCCGACAACGUUUGAGAUCGAGUCAUCGAUCAACCGGACUAUUGAACAAGUAGAGCGGAUGAUAGAUCAAAACUCGAAGCUGCCAAAAUUAUCACGAAAACAGAUUGUUGAUAUUCUUUUCAAUAUAACAACCCAUGACAUUGAGUCGAUGGAGGAAUCAGUGAGAAAAGCGAGAUCGGAUUAUCAACGUGCAUUGAUGGUCGUGUUGCCGUACAAUUCGAAAGACGCUAAAAAUGAAGACAUAAAAGAUUUGUACACAAAACCACCUAUGGUUCAAGUGAUUCCAGAUUCUGGGAGUAUGUUACCGUUUUCGUCAAUUCAUGAAGAGUCUCCUGGAUCAGAUCCGGUUUUUGACAAUUUUAUCAAUACUAGGUAUGUCGAGGAGAUAAAUAACGAAUUUGGAAGUAUGCAAGAGGGUCAUGGGAAAGCUGAUUCAGAACCGGAGAGAUUCAGUUUGAUUUCAAACUGGGAUAUUCCAGCAAGUAAACUGAGUGAAUCAGAGAAAAUGAAUAAAUCUUCAAAUGGGAAGCAGAAACUGGAUAUUGUUUAUAGCACAGGCGGAACUGAGAAGCCUACCACAAUAAUGUUUAAGACAACAUCUGAACCAAUAAGUUCUUUUAGACCGACGAUGCCGACAACAAAGUCAACAGUUAAUGUCCUGACAUCAGAUCAAUGGAAAUAUUUCGCGCCUCCGGUUACACCUAAAGCUACAACUACUUCUACUACGACUACAACAACAACAACAACAACAACAACUACGACCACACAGAGACCUACGACGACAACCACAAAACAGCCACCGGUAAUUACUACCAAUGAAUCUCAUAAAAUUUGGAAUUGGAGUAAACCUGAACCUUUUCUUCCAACAGUACUGUCAUCAAGUUUAACGGAUGGACAAGUACCAUCGGCAGUACCUCCAUUUAAAAAAUUACCGCAGACAACAGUAAAGCCGGAAAUAGUAACUUUUGAUAUGAUGGAUUACGAAAUGAUGAACGACGAACCACAACCGAUGGUAUUUGUCACGCCAAUGUCAUCGACAUCAACAUUGAAGAAUAAAAAAAAAUUCAGUGCUUCAUUUUCUACCGAGAUGGAAGAUGAUUCUGAAGCCAAGACUCCAGUACCCAUGAGAAAAGAAGUAAUGACGCUAUUAAAGUCAAUUGGAUUGGAUGCAAGUGAAACUAAAUCAAAUAAAGUAGAAAAUUCUAAUUUAGCGUCAGGACAAGGAAUUUUUUCAACCAAUUUCGAGAUUCCAGAGUCUGAUAACAUUUUACCGAGCCAUAUGUCUGCGUUGUCAUCCACCGGAGUAGAUUUACCCUCGAUAACUAGCCAGAAUACCUUUGAAGAGACUCCAAAGGACGUACGACAAGGAUUUAACAAUUUAACGCCAGAUGUGCAGUGGCUAUUUCAGCGAUUUGGUCUCGAGGUUUUGAAAGAACCCGAGAAACCACUGACUACGACCACCAAGAUCCCGGUUCUUUCAACAUUUCGCAGUUGGAAUAAUUUCAAACCACUUCCCACGUCUCAUGUGCAGGAUGAGUCAAUGCGAGAUUUCCUCGCAAAAUUUGGCCUCGGAGUCGACAAUCGAAAUCGCAAGUCAAUGAAAUUCGAUAAAACUCUUGAAACCAGCACCUCUUCCGUCAUAGAAGCCGUUCCCGAUAACAUGAGAGGUAUUCUUGCCAACAUAGGACUCAUCGAACGCAAGUACGUGCCCGAGAAAGUAAAAGUAUCCGCCAGAAGUAACUCCGACAUUUCAUCAUCUAAAUUACACAUUUUCAAGCCUCACGAGAUUCAAUUAAAUGACCAACGGCAGAAAAUAAAGAUAAAUCAACUUUUAGACACCGUUAGAUUGGCUCAAGAAGGCAAAGCUCAGGUUUCAGAUGUUCGUAAAGCCGCGAACGAGCUUUUAGAAACUUCUAAAACUCUCAAGGAAGGUCCAGAUCCACUCAAUUUGGAAGAACUCAUGCGUAUGUACAGCAAUGACGUCAGAAAUGAGGUCAAGAGGCAAAACAAUGACGAAAACUCCUCCAAGUCCGAAGGAAUUCCGGAUACUAAAGAGGAUUCAACUUCUGCGACGACUACUACUACCACCACCACCACCACUGAAAUGACGACAGGUGCUCGUGGAACCAACUCAUCAGAAAUUCCUGUAGACUCUGAAUUAUCUGCAGACUCUGUUGGUACCUCCAGCGAUUCGGAAACAAAGGUGGUAGAUUCACAGACCACGACGACAACUCAACUGCCACCGCUGACCGAAACCUCAAACAUCGACGACCUCGAAGAUUCAUUCGGAGGAGUAACAGAGUCUCCGGAUCCUGCGUUACCAGCGCCGAGAAAAACCGGUCUCUACUUCCUUCUCGACUGGAACAGCUUCUUGGAAGUCGGUGAAGAAGACAAAGAUAAAGUUAACUUGAGGUUCUCACCUAAGGUCGGAGACAGAACACAGUUUAUACCUGUAGUAAUACCCUAAGAACAUUAUUGUUAUUAAUAGAAUUAUCGUUGUAUUUAUAUAUUAUUUUAUUAAAAUUUUAUAUUAUAGAUUUAUAUA